Opisthorchis viverrini is the source of this 681-nucleotide messenger RNA. RefSeq lists its product as hypothetical. The transcript has 3 exons. The coding region runs from base 1 to 681 and encodes 226 amino acids. Lineage: Eukaryota; Metazoa; Platyhelminthes; Trematoda; Opisthorchiida; Opisthorchiidae. The record is from RefSeq and is a predicted model, not a curated record.
AUGUUCAUCAGCACCAUACUUCUGCUUCUUCUCAUUCCACACUAUCACUCCACGCCCAUCCGAGACUAUGCUGACGUCUAUUACAGUUGCACGAAUCUUGGCGAUGUUAUAUCUGUCUGCUGUUGUUUUCGAGGGUGGAGGGGUUAUCCAGUUUUUCCUCGACUGUCAGGUUUUGAUGUGGCAGCUCAGCGGUUAAAACGUAGACCAGCUGACCGGAAGAUCCGUGGUUCAAACCCAACCUCAGCAUCUCGACCUCUGUUUGGGCAACCUGGCACUCGUGCUUCCUUCGGCUGUAACACCCUAUUGGUGCCUAGCUGCCAUGCCACCCAAAGGAAGCACGAGGGCUGGGAUACUGCCCAAGGUUGCCCAAGCCUAGACAGGGGAAGUCGACAGGCAGAGGUCGGGUUCGAAUCACGGACCUUCCGGUCAGUAAAUUCGCGCUCCAACCACUUGAGCCAUCUCGCCCUCAUCAACUAUGGAGCAGACGUCACAUCAGGUUAUCUGUCAAUGGUCGAGUCUAAAACGCUGCGGUGCGUUCCAUAUGGUUGUAUUGGUGACAAACAUGGCCGCUGUGCCUUGAGGGCCAUCAGUGACUUCGAACCACUGUGCGAGCCUGAUGAAAACGUAGAAUCAACAGUGCCGAAGUCGUCAACAUCAUCAUCAGCUGUAAGAAUUUCGUAG